AUGAAGGUCAUCAUCACCGGAGCCACUGGCUUCAUCGGCGGCGCCAUCGUCCGCGAGUGCUUCGAGAACCCCAAGAUCACCCAGAUCCUCGUCCUCAGCCGGAAGCCACUAGGCGAGGGUAUGCCCAAGGGCGACAAGCUCACGACCAUCAUCCACGAAGACUUUUCCACGUACCCUCCGGAACUGCUGGAGAAGCUGGCCGGAGCCGAAGCAUGUCUAUGGGCAAUCGGCGGCCGAGCCUACCAGUUCCCCAACGUCGAGACGGCGCGCAAGGUGCACGUCGGCUACGUCGUCCCCGCCGCCACGGCCUUCAUGACGGCCCUGGCGCCCAAGCUGCCCGCCGGACAGAAGUUCCGCUUCGUGUUCUGCAGCGGCGCCUUCGCCGAGCAGAAGCAGGACAAGAGCCUGCUGUUUAUGGGCGACACGCGUCGGGUCAAGGGCGAGACCGAAAAGGCGCUCUCCGACCUGGCGGACAGCAACCCGGACAAGCUGGAGGCCUGGUCUGUACGUCCGAGCGGGGUCAUUGCGCGCGAUGCCAACCCCCUGCUCAAGAUUGGAGGCAAGUUGUUCGCGGCCAUCACCGCGGACCAGCUGGCCCGCGCGAUGGUCAAGAUCGCCCUUGAGGGUCACAAGGGUGGGAUUAUUGAGAAUAGCGAGCUGUUGAAGAUGUGA
Messenger RNA from Thyridium curvatum, 672 nucleotides. RefSeq lists its product as uncharacterized. The transcript has 3 exons. Bases 1 to 672 code for a protein of 223 amino acids. The record is from RefSeq and is a predicted model, not a curated record. NCBI's taxonomy places the organism in Eukaryota, Fungi, Ascomycota, Sordariomycetes, Thyridiales, Thyridiaceae.